UUUUUUCCCUUCCCUGUAGUUAUUAAAACAGAUCCAGCAAAGAAAAGUGAGAAAAUUUAUUAUCCCGUUUAUCUGGGUUGAAAACAGGUGUUUGUUGUUACUAAUUUAAGAGUGAAUAUUCUGUAACAUAGGAAAAAUCUUUUAUUGUCCUGGACAAGCUUGGUUUAUUGCCAUAUCUCGUUUAUCAUCUUACUCCAAACUUUUCCAAAGUCCACAGUAUCCUCUUUAUUGUAUGCACAUUGUCAUAAAAAAAAUAAAUCCAAACAAACCCAAACCUACUUACAAUCCUAUUUUCCUCAUUCCUGAAACCUCCUAACCUGGUUGACUCGUUGGAGUGCAUUUCAUGCAUUCUUAGCAGAUAGGCUGAAGGAAACGCCUCGUUCCGUGCAGCUGGAGGCUAGAAAGUGUGGGGAGUUCAUGAACGUGGCUUGUCUUCUGCCGCAGUCGCUACAGUGCACGCAGAGCUGGCCAGGCCCAGGAAGGAUCCCGACCUGCUGGACACAACAUGAGUGUCCGACAUCUGGAAAAUCUGACUGACAGUGAGUUAAGGUGAAGCAACUAAUUACUCUUAGAAGUCUUUUUGUUUUGGAGAUCUGUGCUGACAGUGAUUAAGGUACUUCAGACUUUACCUUAUCUAAAAAUUAUUAUUUUCAGCUCUAAUGUAGGAUAGUGGGGUUUGGGUUUUUUUUGUUGCUCUUCUUUUAGUUUUUUUUUUCACUUUGUCAUUGUUUUUUGAACAACAAAAAAACCUAAAUUGGACAAAGCAUUUUGAUAACUUCACCCCAAACUUCAUUCAGGGAUAGUGAUACCUCUGAAUAAUUUUUUAAGGUGUUUCAGUUCUUCCAGAGGGCACAUUCACACAGUACUAUGUCCUAAGCCCAGACUUUAAAAGUCAGGGUGAGAAAUGAAAGCUGGUGGGUAGAUAUGCCCAUUCUGUCCAAGUAUUUCAUUUUAGAAGUAUCUAACAGGGAAAUCAGUAAAGAAGAAGUGCAUGGAAAAAGCAGAAAAUAGAGAAUCUAUUCCUACUACUAAGUGUUCUUCUGGCCCCUACCAUUUUUGGGAGGAAGCUGGGCUCACCACUCACUAGGCAGUUGAAGCUGAAUAUUGUCUCUUUGACCUGUCUAGUUUUUUUGGUUUGUGUUUUUUGGGUAUUGUUUUCUUUGUCUGUUUUUGGUUGGGUUUUUUUUUUUUUUCCAGGGACUGUUGGUCAUUGAAAAUGGAAGAAACAAGGAAGCUUUCGCCCAAGCUGACUAAAAGCAAAGAGCCUGUGAAAACAGAAUGGGGAUCUCAGAGCGUGGUGUUCACUUAUUUCCAAGGGGACAUUAACAGCAUGGUAGAUGAACAUUUUUCUAGAGCUCUCAGCAAUGCCAAGAACCCCCAAGACCUGAGCACAAAGCACAAGGUAGACAGCAUGUCUCCCCAGCAGUGGAAUUUCUCGUCGCAUUGCUACAAACCAUAUCCAUCAUCUUCAACAAGCAUGGCAACUUCUGCUCUGAGUUUUUCCGCUGCUGGUGUGGUAGGCCAGUGCCAGCCAUCAUCUCUGCGGAGUCGUCCAGCUCAACCUGCAGAUUUAUGGCCCUUCCCUCCAACUGGGACUCCCAGUGUCACUGAACUCCCAGGUUCAGUGUAUCCUCACACCCUCCCUGACCUGCAUGCAGCUGAUGAGCUGAUCUCUGACAGGAAAUACAGUUCUCUUCUUGGCCUUCUGCAGCAGGAAAGGUGCUUAACGUCCAUGCAAGAAUGCACCAUGAAGCAACACUCAAGUUCUGCUUGUAUGACUGGACCUGCGAGGUUACAAAAUAUCAGUCAAAGUUCAGCUCCUGGGGGAGAGAGGAAAGCAAGCUCUUACCAAGGCUCAGAAAAUCCCAGUGUAAGCCAUGCCACUGCAGGUAUUCAGAUUCAUGACAGAAGAUGAGAUUUGUACUUCUAGCAACUGAAUGUUUCUACUUUGUUCUGAAAGAGAAAGUUAUUUCUGUGAACUUUUAUUAUUUGCAACUGUGAAUCAAGAAGAAAUUUACUGCA
Molecule: messenger RNA, 2022 nt
Organism: Serinus canaria (Common canary)
Lineage: Eukaryota; Metazoa; Chordata; Aves; Passeriformes; Fringillidae
Gene: VGLL1
Product: vestigial like family member 1
Exons: 5
Coding region: 1217-1915 (232 amino acids)
Biological process (GO): regulation of transcription by RNA polymerase II
Cellular component (GO): nucleus
Source: RefSeq, a predicted model, not a curated record